AUGAUCAAUACAGAUGGUUCAAGAGAGGAAAGCAACGACUUGUCUUCAUGUGGGGGUGCUGUUCGAAACCAUGAAGAAACGUGGUUAAUGAGGUUUAAGAAAUUUCUUGGAACGUGCUCGAUUUUGGAAGCAGAACUUUGUGGUGUUUACGUUGAUCUCCACUGGGCUCGAGACACCAACCUGAGGAGAGUGAUUAUUGAGAAUGAUAACUUAAAUGUUAUUAACAUGCAACAGAAUCAUAAAAGGAAGUCUAAUUUGCUAACCAUUGUGGAUCAUAUAUACUGCUUGCUUGACCGAGAUUGGGAGGUCAGAUUCUAA
Messenger RNA from Hibiscus syriacus, 318 nucleotides. RefSeq lists its product as uncharacterized. Gene Ontology annotation, molecular function: nucleic acid binding; RNA-DNA hybrid ribonuclease activity. The transcript has a single exon. The record is from RefSeq and is a predicted model, not a curated record. The coding region runs from base 1 to 318 and encodes 105 amino acids. NCBI's taxonomy places the organism in Eukaryota, Viridiplantae, Streptophyta, Magnoliopsida, Malvales, Malvaceae.